Molecule: messenger RNA, 1340 nt
Organism: Eublepharis macularius
Lineage: Eukaryota; Metazoa; Chordata; Lepidosauria; Squamata; Eublepharidae
Product: melanin-concentrating hormone receptor 1-like
Exons: 2
Coding region: 1-1083 (360 amino acids)
Biological process (GO): neuropeptide signaling pathway
Cellular component (GO): membrane; neuron projection
Molecular function (GO): melanin-concentrating hormone receptor activity; neuropeptide binding
Source: RefSeq, a predicted model, not a curated record
AUGGAAUUCCAGAUUAACCACACCCUUGGCAUGAAUGACUGUACCCCUAACAUCUCUAAGACGGAGCAAAACUUUUCCCACAAUGGCGAACUUAGCCCGGUGACCUAUUCUGUCUUCAUCAUGCCAGCCCUCUUUGGCAUCAUUUGCCUGCUGGGCAUCAUUGGGAACAGCCUGGUGAUCUGCACUGUUUUUAAAAAAUCCAGCCCCAGCAGUAGCGUUCCCGACAUCUUCAUAAUCAACCUGUCGAUGGUGGACCUGCUCUUCCUCCUAGGCAUGCCCUUUCUGAUCCACCAGCUUUUGGGCAACGGAGCCUGGCAGUUUGGGGAGACUAUGUGCACCAUCAUUACUGCCCUGGAUGCUAACAGCCAGUUCACCAGCACCUACAUCUUAACCGCCAUGUCCAUUGACCGUUAUCUGGCCACGGUGUACCCUUUCACUUCCACCCGCUUCCGGAAGCCUGCCGCAGCUAUCUUGACCAUCUGUGUGCUCUGGGCUCUCUCCUUCCUCAGCAUCACCCCCGUAUGGAUGUACGCACAGCUCAUUCCCUUGCCUGGCGGGAUUCUGGGUUGUGGGAUUCAGCUGCCGGAUCCUCAGCGAGACAUCUACUGGUACACACUCUACCAGUUCUUCCUGGCUUUUGCCAUUCCUUUUGCUGUCAUCACAGUGGCCUACAGGAGGAUUCUGAUCAGGAUGGCCAGAUCCUCACAAGCAUUGACCGGGCAGAGAUGCACAAGGCUCCGCACCAAGAAGGUGACCCGCAUCGCCAUCGCCAUCUGCUUGGCAUUUUUUGUGUGCUGGGCCCCCUUCCACGUGCUGCAACUUGUGCAACUGGCCAUGCACCAGCCCACCCUACCGUUUUACUAUGCCUACAAUGUAGCUAUCAGCAUGGGCUAUGCCAACAGUUGCCUGAACCCUUUCAUUUACAUCUUGCUCGGACAGAACUUCCGCAGGCGGAUCGUGGUCUCUGUUCAGCCUGCGGGUUUGGGAGAGGACACCUCUCAGAACCGGCUCAAAAGCGCACGGGGAGAAGCCAGCGACUUUGGACAGCCUCUGCUGCACUUGGUCUCAGUAUCAGCCAGAUAGAGAAGGGGAUAAUGAGGCAGCUUAUCAUUUGUGGUCCAUUUUGCUAUCUAGUUUAAAUCUGCACCUCCCAGAAAUCCUCCCCUCCCCUUAAUGUCCUCCCACAAAUGUUGGCUUGAAUGUUGUGAACUGGAGGACGGGGGCUGAUCUUAGCCCCUCUGGCCACCUGACCUCUUGAGAAUGAAGUUUUUUUAAAAAAAUGGAUAUGAGCUUUUGGGAGUCACAGCUCACUUCUUCAGAAGAAGUGAGCUGAAGAAGUG